This is a messenger RNA of Prosopis cineraria, 483 nucleotides long. RefSeq lists its product as uncharacterized. The record is from RefSeq and is a predicted model, not a curated record. NCBI's taxonomy places the organism in Eukaryota, Viridiplantae, Streptophyta, Magnoliopsida, Fabales, Fabaceae. The transcript has a single exon. The coding region runs from base 1 to 483 and encodes 160 amino acids.
AUGGCUUCAUCCGAAAGUCAGAAGCAGAUUUCUGCGACUCUGAUGGUAGACGACAAGAAAAAUAAAGUACUGUAUGCUGAAGCAGGGAAGGACUUCGUUGGUGUUCUAUUAAGCAUCUUUACAUUGCCCUUGGGAACUGUUUCCAAACUUCUCAUGAGUAAGGACUCUUCUGUGGAGGCUCGCAAAUUUAACUGCAUAACCUCACUACGUCGAAGUGUAGAAUAUCAGGAUUCAAAGUAUUUUAAUUCAGAUAGUGAUAAGGAAAUUUUACUGAAACCGAAGAACCUAAUGGGAUAUCUUAAUAGGCAAACGGUAUCUGAUAGUGACGACACAACAGCGGUCUUAUACCACUUCGGUGGCUUUCUUCGUGAAACCGCAUGUUUCGUUGUUUCUAAUGAUCAGUUAGUGAUGUCUGGUUUACCAGAAACUACUCUUAAAGAAUAUGAAAAAAAUAAUGCUCUGCUCUCUAUCUUUAUUCAAUAA